UUCAAAUCAAAUUUCGGGUUAGGGUUUAAGAAGACGGUCACCUGCGGCAAAUCAGGGAGGAAUUUUCCGGCGGCAAGGAGCAAUAAUAUGUCGAAGAAGAAUAAUCUUUCGCGCAGGAAGAAGCAACACGAAUUCGACCUUAAAAGGGAGAAAGAUGAAAGGGAGAAGGCGGCAAAGAAGCUCCAAGCAAAGAAGAAUCAGAUGAAAGUUGAUGGUAGUGGGAAGCAAAAGAAGGGUGGAGGUGGAUUUCAAGUCGGGAAGAAAAAGGUGAAGACCAAGUUGACGGCAGCGGCAAAAGCAAAAGCUGCCCAGGCAAUGGAGCUUGAUCAGUGAGGUUUGAUUUGUAUAUUUUUAGGGGGCCCGAAUUGGGGAAUUGACAUGUUUAUUUAGUUUUAUGAUGAAUGUAGCACAAAGAAAUCUUCUCUAUUCAUAGUAAACUUUGAUUCUUCAUUUACCUUCUCUUGAUCUCUAAUGGGAUUCGAAUCUAGUUUACAGAGGAUAUUGAUACUGUAUGGAGUAAUUUCAUUUUUCAUUCCUUUACUUUGAACUUCAUCAUACGUCAUACAAUAUGAAAUGGGAUAUGAAGCCACCCCUUUAACACUCAA
Molecule: messenger RNA, 605 nt
Organism: Momordica charantia (bitter melon)
Lineage: Eukaryota; Viridiplantae; Streptophyta; Magnoliopsida; Cucurbitales; Cucurbitaceae
Source: RefSeq, a predicted model, not a curated record